Molecule: messenger RNA, 834 nt
Organism: Glycine soja
Lineage: Eukaryota; Viridiplantae; Streptophyta; Magnoliopsida; Fabales; Fabaceae
Exons: 1
Coding region: 1-834 (277 amino acids)
Biological process (GO): meristem maintenance; meristem development
Source: RefSeq, a predicted model, not a curated record
AUGGAGGUAAGGGAAGAUUUAAUGGUUUCACCUAUUGGAGACAGUGAACCAGCUUUGAGAAGUGCCUAUUUUCUGAAACCCAUUGCAAAAUCCCUUGAUGGACCAGUUUCUAAGGUUCUUUCAUCUUCUAUGACUAUGUCACUGCCACCCGUGUUUGAACCAAAGGACUGGCCUUUGGUGAUCCAUUUCGACUGGUGGCGCCACACAAAGAAGAAAUGGGUUGAAUGGGUGGAUGCCCUUCAACUCAGGUAUAAAUCAGUGUGGAAGAAAGUUGGCAUCUUUGAAGCCAUAAUGAGCACCAAGUGUUCCAUAGCGAAAGAUCAGAACUUGUGUUUUGGGAUCGCUGAGAAGUGGUGUGCUGAGACAAAUACCUUAUUGUUUCCAUGGGGCGAGGCAACCAUCACAUUGGAGGAUGUGAUGGUGUUGGGGGGUUACCCUGUUGUUGGUGAUCCUGUCUUCGCCCCACUUCAAAGCCAUGAAAUGAGAGAGGCGGAGAAGAAAUUGAUUCUUGCAAGAGAACAACUUUGGAGGAGGACAAAAGCUAAGGCUUCUUUAUCUGCAUGGAUGGAUGCUUUUGUCAAUAGUGGGAGUGAAGUUGAGCAUGAAGCAUUCCUUGCAACUUGGUUGUCAAUGAUUGGUUUUUCUUCCAAAGGUUUGGUGAGUACGUUGGUUUUCCCUAUAGCUGUUCAUCUUGCUAGAGGGAAUCCCAUUGCUUUGGGACCAGCAGUUUUGGCCAGCAUAUAUAAGGAUUUGACUUUGUUGAAGAACUCAAUAGUCGGUAUGACAAAACAACUAGUACUUGGUGAUAAAUUGGAAUUGGAGGUUACUCUUUAG